Carcharodon carcharias (great white shark) is the source of this 3161-nucleotide messenger RNA. Its product is annotated as zinc finger protein 229-like. The record is from RefSeq and is a predicted model, not a curated record. Gene Ontology annotation, molecular function: DNA-binding transcription factor activity; RNA polymerase II cis-regulatory region sequence-specific DNA binding. The transcript has 2 exons. The coding region runs from base 1470 to 2480 and encodes 336 amino acids. Gene Ontology annotation, biological process: regulation of transcription by RNA polymerase II. Lineage: Eukaryota; Metazoa; Chordata; Chondrichthyes; Lamniformes; Lamnidae.
UUCAAAGGGAACAACAAUUUAUACUGCAUGAGAAAAGGGUGCUGAUUGGCUGGCCAGCCAGCUCUGAUUGGUUCUUCCCAUGGAGAAUACAGCAGGGAUCAAUUGUUUCCUGUGCUUUUGUUCAAUUCAACAAAAGGUCCCCAGCCUGGAUUUGUUCCUUUUGCCUUCUGCAGUGUAAAUGAGCCACAUUAUGAGCCCAACUGAUAAUCUUUGAAACUUGGUGUUCUUUCAUUUGCCCUGAUGAGUGCAAGAUGAAAAGUUUGGCAGAAUGUCUCUAUUUAUUAAUGCUCAAGUAUCUUAAAAGGGGAAAGUGUGGUUGAGAUGGGGAGAGUUAUUGGGAGAGAAUUUCAGAGCUUUUGGAUGAGGGAACUGAAGGCACACUCAUUAAUGGUGGAGCAAUUAAAAUAGGGAAUGUACAAGGCCAGAAUUAGAGCAGUGUAAAUAUCUCAGAGGGUUGUGGGGCUAGAAAAGAUUGCAGAGAUAGGGAGGGACGAGGCAUGGAGAGAUCUUAAAACAAGGAUGAGAAUUUUAAAAUCAAGUUGCUACUUGACCGGGAGCCAAGGCAGGUCAGAAAGCGGAGGGACUCGCAGCGAGUGAAGACACAGCAGAUGUUUGGAUGGCUUCAAGUUUACAGAGAGUGAAAUGUGGGAGACCAGCCAGGAGUGUGUUGGAAUAGUCAAGCCUGGAGGUAACAACGGCAGGGUGAGGAUUUCAGCAGCAGAUUCACUGAGACAGGGUGAGGUCGGGAGAUGUUACGGAGGUGGAAACAGGCGAUCUUAAUGAUGGCACAGAUAUGAAGUCAGAAUCCCAUCUCAAGAUCAAGUGUGACACCGAGGUUGUGAACAGACUGGCUUAAUCUCAGACUGUUCCCAGGGAGAGGGAUGGAGUUGGUAUCUAGGGAUUGGAGCAGGGACUGAAAACAGUGUCUUCAGCAUUCUCAGUGUUUAAUUGGAGUUAAUUAGUCAUCAGGAAGAGAAGCAGGAACCAGAAUGGGCAAUGAGACUGAUCCCAGGUUUAACUGAAUUAGAGAGGGAGAGAAGGAAGGAAUGAAACCCUGGGAGCUUUGUAGAAACCAUCUUCAUGAUCACUCAUGAAAUCUGCACACAAGAAUCGGAAGGGGAGGAUUUGCAGAUGGGGAACUCAAACCAAACACAUCAAGAUCUGACAGAGUCACUUGAUUCAUCAGACCUGAAUAUCAUCGGUCUAUGAAUGUGGAUGGAGAGUGUUUGUCUGUCCUGUCUGUGCAAAAAGAUUUCAAACAUCUUUGUGACUGGAAAAACACCAAGAGACACACACACACCCGAGUGAGAGUGUUCCAGUGAACUGACUGUGGAAAGAGGUUUAACCAGUUGCACAGCUUGAAAAAACAUCACAUCAUUAACAGACGAGAGAAACUGUACACGUGUUCUGUUUGUGGACAAGGAUUCAACUGAUCAUCAAACCUGGAGACACACAGGGACACCCGCACCAUGGAGAAACCAUGGAAAUGUGGGGACUGUGGGAAGAGCUUCAGUUGCCCAUCCCAGCUAGAAAAUCAUCGACGCAGUCACACUGGGGAGAGACCGUUCAUCUGCUCCGAGUGUGGGAAGGGAUUCACUCUGUCAUCCCACCUGCUGAGACAUCAGCGAAUUCACAUCAGGGAGAGGCCAUUCACCUGCUAUGAGUGUGGGAAGGGAUUCACUCUGUCAUCCCACCUGCUGAAACACCAGCGAAUUCACACUGCAGAGAGGCCGUUCACCUGCUCUGAGUGUGGGAAGGGAUUCACUCAGUCAUCUGACCUGCUGAGACACCAGCGAAUUCACAGUGGGGUGAGACCAUUCACCUGUCCUAUAUGUGGGAAAGGAUUCACUCAGUUAUCCAGCCUGCUGAGACACCAGCGGCUUAACACUGGAGAGAGGCCGUUCAGCUGCUCCGAGUGUGGGAAGAGAUUCACCGAGUCAUCCCACCUGCUGAAUCACCAGAGGUCUCACUCUGGGGAGAGACCAUUCACCUGCUCCGAGUGUGGGAAGGGAUUCACUGAGUCAUCCCACCUGCUGAGACACCAAUGGAUUCACACUGGGGAGAGACCGUUCACUUGCUCCGAGUGUGGGAAGGGAUUCACUCGGUCAUCCCACCUGCUGAGACACCAAUGGAUUCACACUGGGGAGAGACCGUUCACUUGCUCCGAGUGUGGGAAGGGAUUCACUCAGUCUUCCGACCUACAGAUACAUAUGCGGAUUCACACUGGGGAGAGACCAUUCACCUGCCCUGUAUGUGGAAAGGGAUUCACUGGGUCCUCUGAACUGGUGAAGCACCAGCGAAUUCACACUGAGGAGAGGCCAUUCAGCUGUACCUCCUGUGGAAAGAGAUUCGGGUCUUCAGGCCAGCUCAAAACACACGAGCGAGUUCACACUGGGGAGAGGCCGUUCACUUGCUCUGAGUGUGGGAAGAAAUUCACUCAGUCAACUAACCUGCGGACACACCAGCGACUUCACAAAUGACUCCAGAGUUUGGAUUCUGCUGUUAUUCACACCGAAAACUGAACCAUCUUCAUUCUGAUAGUUGGGUUUGUUUCUGCUGAUGAUGAUGAUAAUCCCUGUAACUGGGCUGAAGUUUAAAAUUCUGGAUCUAAAGCUGAUUGUGUUUUUGGGGCUGCAGUGGACCAGGAGGCUCCAUAAGUAUCCCCAUCCUCACUCCAGGAUAAGUUAAUUGUGACAGUUAACACAGCAACAAGAAAACAACAUUCCCUGAUGAGGGCCAAACCCGGGUAGCAGGAGUGGGAGCGCCGAAUAAUAGCAUGUUUAGUUCAAACACAGAAGACUUGUUCAGCCAAUAACAGCACCGAGUGUGCUGGAUAUGAACAUGAAGUGAACAGUGAGGUGAAAUAAUGCCACAAGCUGCAGAUGUACAACUUUCAAUUUCCAAGACCCACCAACCUAAUCAAUGCGGCUCCUCUGAAACUUUCAAGGCAAAUAUUGAUCCUUUAUAAGGGGCCGUUCCCAGAACUAUACACAGUCCUCCAGGUGUGAUCUAACCAGGGCUUUGUACAGCUGUAGCAAAUCUUUCCCUCUUUCCUAUAACAGCCUCUGACACAGGUUGUACAGCAAGGGGAAUUAGAUUGUAUAUAUCGAAUAAGAAAAAUAUGGAGAUGCUUCCUCAGAAUAAAAUUCCUUUUCAAAUUC